AUGACAAAAAAGCGUGUCAAUCAACGACACGUCGUCGAGUUAAUAAAUGAAGCCGAGGCGAGAGGAAUUAGGAGAAGGAGAAAAGAUGAGGGAGAGCGUGAGAGUAAGCAUAUGAGAGGACGAGACCAAGAGAUGAGAGAAGAGAGGAAGCGUAAGCUGGUUAUGGCGUUCACGGUAGAUGCAUUGAUUGGAUCGGGUCCCUUGAGUGGGCUUGUGACUGAGGUGACUGCCUGUGCUGAACUGAUGGAUAGCUGGAGCCGGGGGCGCUUGGGCACCUACGACCCCUCGAGCUCAGUGGAAGAUGCCCCUCAGGCCCCUGCAGUGUACCUGAGCUCAUCCUCUUUGUCUGCGGCGCGAGGGGCGUUGAGCGGUUCAACUUCCCUAUUGGUGGUUUUGGGUCAUGUCUCAGAUUCUCGCCAAAUUCUUGUAUACACGCGUACGAUAAUAAGUUCAAUGUUAUGUUCGGUAUAUACAAGCACAAAGCACGGUGCGAUGGCUGCUAGUUAUGCCCGAGGUCCUCACGAUGUGCGAGGUUUUGAGCUCUGGCCCCCAAUCCUUGAUGUCUUGGAUAUGUACUCUACAGUUUGUUUUACUUGGUCUCAUUCAUGUGCCGACGACCCUGUCAACCUGUCCAAGCCCUCUUCUGCAUCAUGGUUUCAAAAACUCUCAUCGGAUUACGGCACUCAGCGGGGCUUCUCUACUAUUGGGGAGUUAAAUCAGAAGCGCCUCCAUGUCAUGAAGCCCCUGAAUACAUACAUAUGGACUGAGUGUCCUGACAUAUUACAGGAAUCGAUCAAUCAUCAAAACAAAUGA
This is a messenger RNA of Fusarium graminearum PH-1, 813 nucleotides long. RefSeq lists its product as uncharacterized. Bases 1 to 813 code for a protein of 270 amino acids. The transcript is spliced from 4 exons. Lineage: Eukaryota; Fungi; Ascomycota; Sordariomycetes; Hypocreales; Nectriaceae. The record is from RefSeq and is a predicted model, not a curated record.